Messenger RNA from Cydia amplana, 4773 nucleotides. RefSeq names its product repetitive organellar protein. Gene Ontology annotation, molecular function: protein binding. The coding region runs from base 79 to 4773 and encodes 1564 amino acids. Lineage: Eukaryota; Metazoa; Arthropoda; Insecta; Lepidoptera; Tortricidae. The transcript is spliced from 20 exons. The record is from RefSeq and is a predicted model, not a curated record.
AUGCUGCCCGUGACGCCACGCGCUCCGAUUGGCUGUGGCGCGCCGUAGCAUCCACUCCCCGUCCGUGAUUGGUGGAAAAUGUCGGGCCUGCAAGCGCGCGGCGAAGACGUCAUCAAUGGGGUCGAUGUCAGAGAGCAGGGCAGUGCUUUAAGAGUGGCUACGAACACUCCUCACCUCGUGAGCCUGGGCACAGGCAGGCUGAGCACCGCGGUUACACUCCAUCCUAUCAAACAGGGUCGAGUAACCAUCGGCUCAGACCCGACCUGCGACAUCUACGUUGUAGGCACCGGGGUGGCCAGCGUACAUUGUCGCGUUGAGAACUCUCACGGUGUGGUCACCCUAUAUCCCACCAGUGGAAGCACGUUGCUCGACGGUCUGCCAGUGGACAAGCCAACGAGACUGUCACAAGGAAGCAUGCUAACAAUAGGCCGUUCCAACUACCUCCGCUUCAACCAUCCUGAAGAAGCCAAACUCAUGAAGUCAGUCCUCCCUUCAACCCGCGUAUCCAUGGCUCCCGUACAAUACCAGCAUAAUGAACACUGCGCACAAGGUUACCAAGACCAGAACCAAUGUUACCAGAACGCAAAUAUCCAAAAAAUCUUCAAAGACACCGAUCUCCAACAACUCGACCAAGAACUAGACAUGACCCUCAACGAAAUAGCCAAGAAAAAACCUCCCGUAGCCCCAAGAAAAUACGCUGAAGACGACCAACCAAAAAUGUCCAGUAUUAUGGCUAAAGUAUCCAAAUUCGAGUAUUACGCGAAACAGCAGAAAAUAGGCAGAAGUCAAUUUUACACGUCGAACGAAAUAGAAAUCUCACCCAAAGUAUUUAGCUCUAAUUCCUUAACAGUCAACACCCCAGCUAAAGAUGUGUUAGGAGGAAGGAAUGUACCUAAUUAUAUGAAGAAUACUGAACAGAAGAUUAUAGUACUUAAUGAGAAUAAUACGGAGAAACGGCCGUAUGCUAAUGUAGCGUUAAGGAAUAAGAAUAAAAUAGAGGAUAUAGUAAGGAAUUUUGAUGAGAAUUCGCGCAACGAUUUUAAGCUUAAAAAGGUUAACAACGACCAGAAAGACAACAUAUAUGGCAAAAUCCACAACACAAAAGAAGAAAAAAGUAACCUAUCAAGUAAAGAAGAGAAGAAACCUUGUCUCCCGUCACCGGCUUUCGACAGAAACCCGCAGUAUUCCCCAGUAUACACGAACAGCUAUGACAGGAGUUAUGAGGCUGAAAACAGGAGAAUCAGGGCUUACCAGGAUAGGAUAAAAGAAGAGGAGCAGAAGGAGGCAGAAACGGCACGUUUGGAAGAAAUUCUCAACAUGUGCGCAGAGUACGAGAGGCAGAUCGCCUCAGGUAUACCCAUAACGCCUACAGAAAAGCGACCUCACAACAAAAUCAUCACAAAUGGAUCUUUACCGAGAAGCGUCGCGAUGAACAACCCUAACUUCGUACAGACCAGCGAGGGUUAUUACAAAUUCGAAACUAGUCACAACAAGAACAUGUCCCAAUCUCUACCUGUCCAAAGAAACGUGUCCAGUUACGAAAACAUAGAACCACUGACACCCGAAGUGACCAUAGAGCACAGAGGCCGCAUGGACGAAAUCGGUAUACCGGUAUUUGAGGAUGAACUGUCAAGCCCUGUGCUUAUUAGGAAACUGGAUAAAGUCAAUUCACCUAUAGGUAGCCCAUACGAAAACGUGUACUACAACCGAGGUAACUUCAAGCCAAAAUCACCCAAUUCUCAAAGCCCUCGAACGAGAAUAAAGACUACUUUCGCUCACAAAAAUCCCAUCCCAUCGCCUCAAUACUUCAUCUUCCCUACGCCACCACCUGUCGAUAACUCGAAGAAACCUAAUUUUAAUAUCCCCAAUAAUACUCUUAAUGAAGUUAAUGAAAAUACAGAAAAAGCAAAUGAAAAAUUCGCUGGUAUUGAAAAACAGUUAAGUUUAGAAGAAGAUAUACCUAUGAUAGACGAUGCAGAUGUAACUAAUGAUAUCGAACAACGACAUUCAACUAUAUUAGUUACAGAAAAAGACGAUGUACAAAGGCAAAACUCAAACAAUUCUGAAUCUGACGAAGUGUUCGUGAAUGAAAACACUUUAACAAAGAAUCAAAGUUUUGACGACGUUAAAAAAGAGCUAAUGGCGGAUAUACCAGAGCUAGAAGAGUUUGAGAAAGAUCUAGAGCAGAGUAAAAGAGAGAAGAUGAUUAGACAAAUACAGGAUGGUUUGAAACAGAUAGAUGUAGAAGCUGAUUCUAUUGACAGUAAUUUGGACGUGAAUAUGACGGACUUGAAAAGUAAAAGUGACAGUCUUAAAGAAGAAAGAAAGAAGUUAGUGGCUAAGAUACAUGAACUGAAGUGUAAGAUGUCUGAAAUAAGGUCACAGGAAGAUGAUAUUUUGAGAGAGCUCGAAAUGGAGAAAGCCCUAAUAAAAGGUGAAUACGACUCUGAAAUCGCCAUAUUGAACAUAGAGCAGAAGAAGAAGAUGGAGCUAGCGGAGAAUGCGAAGAAGAUAGAGGAAGAAAUAAAACAAUUGAAGGAGAAGCAGGAGGCGAGACAGAAAGAGUUGAAAGAGAGAGUCGAUAUAGCUACUAUGAAGGUUGAGUGGAUAAAGAAGGACCUGGACAACGGGGCGACGGUUGAAGAGCUUCAGAACGCGCAGGAUAUUCUAGAUAACGAGACCAAAAUAUUCGAAGACCUGGAGUUCCAGCAUUUGGAGGAGGAGUCGGAAUUACUCGCGAACCGAGAAGACUUACAAAACGAAAUAAUCCAACUAACAAAGAAAAUAGAAGCGCAGAAAACAAGAAUACUAACACUCAAAUCCGAAGCCAAUAGCAACCUAACUUCAGCUUUAGACGAAACUAAAAUACUACAAGCAGAGUAUGUAAGACUACUUAAUGAAGUCGAAGAGCUAACUGGUAAGGUACAAAGUGUUGAAAAAGAGUUAAAGCCUAUUGUGGGGAAACUAAAUGAACUAGAAAGAACACAAUCACCAGAUAGCGCUUUCUAUACAGAUCAAACUAGAGCUAAAUCAGGAGAGUUCGGUUAUUCUCCACAAAGCAGUGACAGCGACGAUCUAGACGUAAAAGUCACACAAUUCGAAGAACACACCAACCAACUAAAGGACAAAUUUAACUCUAUCGAUCAAAUGUCACAAUCCAUGAUUGUAGACAUCGAACGACGAGUUUGCGAUGCAGAUGGCGAUAACGAAAGUCCGUCUAAGUCUUCAACUUCUAAAGAGAAGAAAGGAUUUUGGGAACGGAAUUUCGAUUCAUUAAAAAGGAAGAGUAAAGACAAAAAGAAAGAGAAGGUCGACAUUAUGUCGCAGAGUUUGAAUGAGAACAUGUUUUACAAUAAUGAUACUAUUGAAAAUGAUGUUUCUUUAGAUAGGUUUAACAGCUUGAGACAUUCCAAAGGCAAAAACAAAAACGGCCCGGUCAAAAGCGCGUCGUCAUCGAAAAUCCCGACGUUCGCGGCUUUGGGUAAAAUUAUUAAAAAAGACUCGUUCGGAAAGAAAACUAAAGACGUAAAAGUCGAAAUAAAGGACGAAGAACCGAAAAACAGAUACGUCAAAAACGGGAAACCUAGUUGCGAUAAUAAAUACGUUAAAGCAAAAUCAUUAUCACCUGAUAAAUUAAUGAAAGAAGAUGGUAUAAAAGAGGAAGAUGAAGAAAAUCAAAAACCAUUUGAAGAUAGAAAUAAAGUUUUUCAUAGAAAGAGUUGUGGCGAUGAGCCUAAUGUUAGAGAGUUUAAUAGAAUAUCAGAUUCAGGAAAGAUACCUUCCCAAGAUGAUAUAGAUAGGAUAUCGAAGGUGACAAUGGAUGCUCCUAUAUUGUCGAGUGAUACGGAUAUGAAUUCUUUGGGGAAAAGAACUUUAGAUAGUUUGAUGGAGAUUGAGAGGAAAAGGAUGGUGAUGUUGGAGGAACAAGGUUGUCAAGUAAUAGAAAACGAACGAGAGAAGAUAUCGGAACUGAAACGGCGAGUCCAAGAUGAGACGAAGAAGCUGUGGGACCAGCGCACGCGCAACGAGCAGUCAAAGUCUUUUGACAGCGACUGUCACAGCAUCGAGGUCGACAAUACUUACCUUGACAGUUUUGCGGAUGACAGUAUGAAUAUGAGCAACGUGUAUGAUGAGAGUUCCGGAUUUAUGUCAUCGUCUAUUGAAGAGCUCCAAGUAAGAAACUCUCGUACCGAGUCUACAGAAGACGAGAAACGGAGCGAUGACAGUCGACCGCUCAGCCUCGCCUCCGACUUUAGCCGAGACAACAUUUUGCCACUCCAAAGCGGUCCGCGGCGUAAUCGGCGCUGCGUGGCGCCGUACAGCGCUUCUCAGCGCCCUCUCACCCGCUACCUGCCCGUCGACCGAGAUGACUUCGACCUCAGGCGCCAUGUUGAAUCCGCGGGUCACCAGAUCGAGCUGUGCCCCCACGUGACAGUAACCGCCAGCGCUUGCCGCGGCUAUCUGCAUAAACUUGGUGCCAAGUUCCACACGUGGUCGAAGAGAUGGUUUGUCUUCGAUCGGGAAUCGAAGACUUUCGUAUACUACUGGGAUAAGAGCGAGAGGAAACCGCGGGGCGGCGCUUACUUUCAGGUAAUCGAAGAAGUAUACCUCGACCACGGUAACACUUCGAAAUCUCCCAACCCACAGACCACGUUCAUAGUGAAGACGCGACAGCGUCGGUACUACCUCAUGGCGCCCUCUGGCGAAGCGGCGCGCAUAUGGAUCGACGUCGUUUUCACCGGCGCACAGGGAUACACGGACUAUCUCGACUGA